Molecule: messenger RNA, 2549 nt
Organism: Orbicella faveolata
Lineage: Eukaryota; Metazoa; Cnidaria; Anthozoa; Scleractinia; Merulinidae
Product: histamine H2 receptor-like
Biological process (GO): G protein-coupled receptor signaling pathway, coupled to cyclic nucleotide second messenger; chemical synaptic transmission
Cellular component (GO): plasma membrane; dendrite
Molecular function (GO): G protein-coupled serotonin receptor activity; neurotransmitter receptor activity
Source: RefSeq, a predicted model, not a curated record
GUCAAAUUUUAGUUUUUUUAAUUUCAUUUUGAAAUCGUUUGUCUUCAUAAAAGGACGUCAAGGGCAUAAAAGAAUCGCUCAACGGACGAGGCAGGCUGUUGCUAGUGGCCGGACUGAUGGUUGCAGCAUAUUUUAAAAAUCUGUGAAAACAACAUGUAUGUUCAAUCAUUUGGCCAAACCGAUAAAACUAUGUCUAAUCUAGUCGGGGAAUUUAUAUUUAACACUGCUUAGUAAGUCACAGGUAAGACACUUCAAGACUUUCUCCUUCGCGAUAAAAUUACAAAAUCGAUAGCGAUAAAAGACAGAACGCCUGUAAAGUCACAGAAGAAUCUGUUCUCACAGUACGUGGCUGAUAAAACACCUUUUGGUGUUUUUGUAUUGAGGUUUGACGAUUUUUCAGUCGUGAAAAACAUACCAACUAGAGCGUCGAUCGUUUGCAAUGGAUAACAAGACAAUCGUGAACAACACCACACGAGAAGCCGAUAACGGAACCGAUUCUUCAGGGGAACUCGAUUUCAUUUCAGAUGGACUCACAACAGGAAUUGUGGUCAACACCUUUCUGAUACUUUUAAUCGUGGGAGGUAAUUUUCUGGUGAUUGCAGCUUACGUGAAAAAUCACCGACUUCGCACUGGAACCUACUCGUUGUUAGUGAGCCUGGCUUUGUCUGACUUACUCGUUGGAGGUGUCGCUAUCCCAAUCCGAAUCUACGGUUCCAUCAAGAGUUGGGAUGUCAGCGUCAUAUUUGUUUUAGCUUACAACGCGUUUGACAUCUUCAGCGCCGUAGCGUCCAAUCUUCACUUGAUGGCCAUAUCAUUCGAGCGUUUCAUAGCCGUUUCGCGACCGUUUUAUCACCAAACGCUCUCCGUCUCUCCGUACGCGGUAGCGUCAAUGAUGUCCUGGACCUUAGGGAUUGUCGUCGCCUCAGUACACCCAGCAAACUAUUUACAAAACGAUAGUGAUAUAUCGCUAAAGUUGAGACUCCUUGAGGUAUACUCUGUCGCUUUAUUUGCCUUGUGCUUCUUGGGGCCGUUAACAACAAUCACAAUUUUAAACAUCGGGAUUUUCCGCAUUGCAAGAGUGCUAAUCCGACGCGAUCCAUUACAACACGGAAACAUGGGACAAGGAAGGCUGAAAAAAGAGCGUAAAGCGGCAUUGACGCUUCUUGUUAUGACUGGGGUUUUUUUCAUCGCUUGGUUUCCAUUUUUUGUUGUCAACAUGUUGUACCUGUACUGUAUCACUUGCCUCCCAUCCUCAAUCAACGCUCAGUUUGUAAUGGUGGACAUCAUAAAAUGGCUGCAUUUCUCCAACAGUGCCAUCAAUCCAGCCAUAUACGCUUACCGGGAUAUCGAAAUGCGCCGAACAUUCGCCAGACUUCUCGGUCCCUUGGGAAAGUUGUGCGGACUCAAUCAAAUCGAACCGGAACAUACGAAUACACAAGUUGUUAUCGACAUGCAGACAAGAUAGUAAGGAAACUACCAUGACUGUUUAAUUGACGACAAUGGUCGCAAGUGCUAGGCUAGGCAGGCCGUUUUUCGAAGAUCAGCUUGGGAUAUUGCGAUUCACAAGUCCAGCAUUACAAUAGCCCACUCUAACAGAACAAAAAUGUUUAUAAUUUACACGUUCGCUAAAAGAGCAAGAUCUUUUGUUUUCAAGGUCAAUGACCAGUCAACUGGCAAUGUAUAUGCUUUGGAUAUGGUUGCUCUUGUAGUUAUAACGAAAAUUAUUUACCAGUAUUGGUCAAAUAUUCCUCAGUCGAAUUUAAUUAGAUCUUUCAGGACACAAAGUACAUACUUUUUCUACUACUUUAUAUCAGUUCAUAGACAUCAAAAACGAAAAAAAAGUUAUCCUUAACCCCGUAAAACGAUGAAAGUAAAAAAAAAAAUCACCGAAAAAAACAACACUCAAAUGUUUUUUGCCACUUUACCCAAUUCAGUUCAAUGCUGCCACCAAGCAAAUCAUUUAUUGAGCCAAUUGGAAACUCGAUGUGAAUAUCCAAUUGGUUUUAACAAACUAAUGAUUGCGGAAUUCGAAAAGCCGGAGAGACCUGAUGGGGAAAAAAAUAAUUUUGGAGCCAGUUUGUUUCCAGCGCAAGUAUAUAAUUAUAUACUUUGUAUAUUGAUUCAGUAGUUGAGCCGUUUUCCCCUGCAUGCGGUCAAUACUAGAUUCUAUUGACAUUUAGUGGAGAAAGAGUACUAUUAAACAUCAGUCUUUCAUAUAUGAGGUUGAAGUUUCUUAUCAAAAUAAGCCCGAUAUCAUUAACUUAGCCCUGGCAGGUGAUGAAGAUUUUCAUUAGCCGUUAUAUAAAUAUUGAAGCUUGGACAUGUCAACUCAACGUUUGCUCAAUUUUGAUUAUCUUGCUUUGUGAGCCAGUUAGUUCCAUCGAGUGAUACGUGAAAGAUUGUCGGAACAAAGUGGACAACGGCUUCUCUGUGAUAGGUACAAAACUCAAUCCUGAAAACAAAAUGAAAUCUUUUAAAGAUGAGGACCACCUUUCGAUAAACUGUGACUAAAUUCAUUUCAGUUUAGUUAUGCAUCGAGUAAAAUGUGA